Messenger RNA from Drosophila biarmipes, 2467 nucleotides. Its product is annotated as protein anachronism. The transcript is spliced from 5 exons. The coding region runs from base 240 to 1694 and encodes 484 amino acids. The record is from RefSeq and is a predicted model, not a curated record. NCBI's taxonomy places the organism in Eukaryota, Metazoa, Arthropoda, Insecta, Diptera, Drosophilidae.
AGCGAACACAUCGAGAAGCUGAAGCAAGAAGCCAAAAAUCAAAAAUCGGCUAAAACAUAACACAAGUCCGCCAGCCGGUAGCCAGCUGCAGAGGAAAAGAUAACAUUUAAAUUGGCAUAAAAAACGCAGUGAAAAAUGUGCAAAUAAUAAACAGAACUUCUGCGCUAAACAAUCCAGUGAUUGCUGUUAGGAGAAUUAUAAACAUUUUGCUGUGAAAAACACAAGAACAUAAAAUAAGAAUGGCAAGUGCUGUGCGUGGAGAAAAGUGCGGAAGCGGUCGCAUUCGAGAGGUCAUUUUGGUGCUGACACUGGUCCUGAUGGCUGGGGACUCGAGAGCCGUGCCCCUGGAUCCCUCCUUCUUCAUCGAGGGCGUGCAGUCCGAGGUGGUGAACCCGUUCAACCGCACCAUCUUCAACCGCUUCAACCUGACCGAGGAGCAGAUCCUGAGCAUCCAGGAACGCAGCAAUCCCAAUCUGAGGGACUCGGCCGCCCAGACCUCCAACACUCAGUAUCUUCAGCAGAUCGCCACGCAGCGUAAUUCCAGACUCAACGACAUUGUCAAGACUGUCCGCAAGGCCAUCUCCAACGAUCCCAGUGGCAGCGUGUCCAAGGAGAAGGCCGGCUUUCCCCUCUGCAAUGGGGAUACCACCAGACCGGAGGAGUGGCAGUUGGGCAACAAUGUGACGCUCCAAUUCUCCAGCACCGUCUUCACCUCCAACAGCGACGACCGCUUGAGCAGCGCCCUGCUCCGCCUCUACAAGAUCAAUCCCGGCCAGAAUCGCGAGCAAGGUGCCGGUCAGCAGGCUCCAGCUCAGCCGGCCAGCACGGAAACCCCGGGCAGGCCAAUUUCCAAUUGUGCGGAGCAGCCCCCAGUGGGUCCCCAGGUCCGAGUCACCGUCUCCAUUGUCCUCCAGCAGAGGAAGAAACGUAAGUUAGAACGCAAGAAGCGCACCUGCAACACGGUCAUGCUGAGCAGCUCCUCCACCGGCUGGGUGGAGAUCGACGUGAAGUGCGCCCUGGCCUACUGGGAGCAGCAGCAGCGCCAGGAGCAGGCGCACCGCCAGCAGCUGCGCCCGCAGCCCCAGCUGACCGCCAGCGUGGUGGGCACCCUGGUGCUCGAGGUCCACGACGACGAGGAGAACCCGCUGAAGCCGGGCCUCUACUUCGAGCCGCCCAGUUGCGAUCAGGCAGAGAUUGCAGUCCCAUGGAGCGUUUACCGAACAGAACCGUUUAAGUCUCAUCUGGCGAGUUGGACAUUGCCAAGAAAACCAAGGAUAGACAUCCUCUUCAACGGCAGCAACUCCAUGAAGAGCAUCUACAACACACCCAAGAGCAGAGCGUACAUCGAAUCCACCACAUCCAACUCACCCACGAUCGACAACCAGCUGGACGAGAGCGGCGACAUCGAGUGCCAGCAGCGAGGUCGGACCCACCUGCACCACCGGCGCCACCAUAGCCACAACCACAGCCACCAGCAGCCGGAGUCGGACUCCGAGUCCGCCCAGGCUGAGGCCGAGAUCGAGGCGGAGGAGCUGCUGUUCUCGGCGAGCAACAGCGAACAGCAGAUGGAGCCGAUCUCGAACCACCACCGACAUCGGACUGGCCACCACCAUCCGCACCAGCUGCAUCAGCACCACCAGCACCACCAUCGCCACCCCAAGCACCACAAGAUCCCGACCCACAAGCAGGAGUAGAGGCCCCAAGCCGCCACCCCAGAUCGCCCCCAUUAUACUCUCUGUCACCCACACUCAUGCUGGUCUUAUAAUAAUUUCUUGUUUUAUAUUUGUAACUUUAGGGCCAGUUGACUUAAUUAGUUUUUAGUUCUUCAUCGGUUUCCUUAUGACCUUGUUUUAAAUUCGUUGUAAGCUAAGCCAACUUUCGGUCGAAAUUCGAUUUUAAUUUUAAAAUCUCUCUUAUAUUAGAAGCCUGUGAUUUAGAUGGGGUUGAAUUCGCGCACACGUUUCGCUACAAGAAACAAAAUUGCUAGAACCUCAAGAGGGGAGCGAACCCGAAGAAAAUUGAAUACGAUUUUAGGUUAUAUAUUUAGAUGGUAAAUCGAAAUUAAUCAAUGCCUUAUCGAAGCAUUACAAUCCCAGACUUCUGCACAAUCCACUCGAAAACCCCGAAAGCCAGGGACGAACCAAAUCGAGCGUUUUCGAUUCCAUUGCUAAGCGAUUACAGUGCCGGAAUACAGUUUUGUUACGUAAAUAAGUCACUAGGUUAAAGACGCCUUCCUGCUGGCAACAGAGCGCCAAGAGCAGUCGUAAAUCUCGAAAUUCCCCCCUUUGGAACCCAUUGUUCUGAUUUUGUUUUAAGCACUUUAUAAGAACCGCAUUUUCAUUACGGCGCAACAGCUAUCGAUGUAUAAUCCCUCACCACCAUCCUAACUAAGUGCAUUUGUAAAGCGCAUUGCAAGUAUGAAUAAAAUAUGAAAAAUACACAUAUUAAUAAAUGUAAGUCGCAAGCG